GUGACACCGUGGUCCCUUUAAAUCUUCUUCUCUUGGCAGCUCCAAUUUUUCAGUGUUGCUAUAGCAAAUCUCCAUGGCAAUGACCCUAAAUCAGGGAAGGGGGGAUGCAGGGGUAACGCAUGCUCAGAGGAGCUGCUGGAGCCUCCUCUCCUCUCCUCUCUCAAGCUGCUCCAAGGCUCUGACACGCAGGCGAAGAGGAAGAUCAGACAGGGAAGAAAAAAGCUUGAAUUAUUGAUGAGAACCAUGGCGUUGCCGUCUGUCUGGAGCGCGGUGCGGGUGGUGAUCCCCUUCACCUUGCUGCUUGGCCUGCUAAGCAUGAGGCUUGUGGGGGCCAGCCAGGACUCUGGGAGUGUCAUUCCAGCAGAAAGUCGUCCCUGUGUCGACUGCCAUGCAUUCGAGUUCAUGCAGAGGGCGUUGCAGGAUUUAAAGAAGACAGCGUAUAACCUAGACACCCGGACAGAAACUCUCCUCCUGAGAGCAGAAAAGAGAGGCCUGUGUGACUGCUUUCAUGCAAUACACUGAAAUAAGAGCUGGGAUGUGACCAAUGGACAUAUAUUAAUUUUUUAAAUGCCGUUCAGUAAAUUACAGGAAGAUACAGAGUGCAAGUUUUGCCACACUGCAAGGAAAACAAUUUUUAUCCAAAAAGGUACAGCUCAGAUAGAUACUUUUUGCUUUGAUGUGUUUCAUCAUUACUGUAUGUGCCACUGCAUCUGCUGAAAUGUCAACAGAAGAAACAGUGCCAAAGUCUCACUCAUGGAUUUUAUGUACAGAUAAUAUCUCACUUUUCUGGUAUUUCAAGCCAAGAAUUGUUUUUGGACUUUUAGGCCAACCCCUCAGCACUUGAGAAUUGCUGCAGAGCUGUGAGAGUCAGUGGAGUAAAAUUCUUUAAUAUAUUUAUGGGACAAAAACAUGAAAAGGAAGCUGCUUUGCAAUGAUCCAUAGCUAAACAUUUACAAACAAGCAGUCAUGGAUUUAUAUAGCUGUCACUGACUGCUUGGCAGCCCAAGGAAGGUGUUUGUUCCCAGCUUUAUCAGUAGUUCAGUCCCCAGCAAACACAGUAAUCUGUAUCACAAUUUUGGUUUCUUCAGAGCCAUACAGCAGCCAUCAUCUUUUUGGAGUGAUUUAUUAAGUAUCUACUGUGAUCAGUAACAUCUGUAAUCACAUGAAUACUGCCUGGCAAUUGAGCUGAGUGUGUCUGCCAAAAUCUUCUGGAGAGGGGUAUUUCAUUAAGCAAAUCACAUACUGGAUUGAACCACUCAAACUGGCCUCUCCUGAGAGUUUUGGCAGUGGGCCUACAAAAUGCCUGAGUGCUCAGGAGUCUCCUGAAAACUGUAUUUUGAGAAAUAUUUAAGUUCUAGCAAAAUGGUUCAUAGCUCUUGCAUGGACUUCACUCUCUGUAUCAGUGAGUUCCAGUGCUGGUACUAUGAAUAUUCCUGCUGCAGUCAGUGUGAGACAAGAGAGAACAAAAUUUAGGAACAUAGUAAUAGCAUCCCUAGACAAGAGUGUACCUGUGAAAAAGAAUAGCAAAUCUUUUUUUUUAGUGUUUUCUUUUUUUCCUUUGUUGGAGGGGGGAGCAGUGGUUUUCAACAGCAGUGGUUUUCAAAGUAAUUUUGCCAGUUGUUAUUAAUAUGUCUGUCUUCCCAUAAGUGGCUGAUGCUCUGCUGUUAUGGUGGUAGCUGUCUGUAUGUUUCCAAACUACUUCUCUCCCAUUUUAUCUACCACAUUAGGCACAAGGGAAUAGGGAACUGUGACCUACUGACAACUUAUUAUUUUGUGUGCAGUCAUACUCAAUAACACAAAGAAGUGUACUGCCAUAUAGUCUGCCAAAGUUGUUUGAAAGGCAGGUGGUUCUCAGCAAGGAAAAGCUUCUUUGCACCUGUGUUUCAAGUAGGAAAUUUGCUUUUUCCUUUGUAGUAUUUUAGAAAAACCCUGUGUAUGUCAUCAGGACCCAGUCUGCAUAAAAGAGAAGCAGCACAACACAGCAACACGUUUCUGGUAUCACUGCACUCCACUGCAGCUGAUGGAAAGCAACAGAGGUUCUUAUCAUGGCUCAUAUUUUAUUUUACAGAUAAAACAAUAGAUUUCACACAACUCUUUUUCAAGGUACCAGCCCUAGCUUACUUUACUCCAACUUAAAUUUGCACCUAAGUAACACAUAGACUUUGAGUUGGCUUUUCACUGGGGGAUUUCCAGCACUUGAAGCUGGGAGUUUUCCAGCACAGCUCAACCCUUCUGAGGGGCAGCAUGUCUGGGGUUUUGUACUGCUGUUGUGCAUGCUUAUUCUGCUGCUACCUUAAAGAAUCUUGCAAAGUCCUGCUAGCAAGCACUGUCUUUUUUGGAUGUGUGUUCAUUUAGAAAAACAGUUGUGCACCACUGAGUUUGGAUAUACAAAGCUUGUGACAAUAAAGUUGGAAUGAAUGACAAACGGAUGUUCUCUGACUCCCCAAGGGAUCAGUGACACUGCAGCUUUAGAGUUGAGAUGGCAGCAACUGUUCUGUGUGUACUUCUCUUUGUCCAUGCUACAAUACAAUAAAAAUGCAGGAUUCAUUAUAGUAUCUGGUGUGAUUUGUCA
Molecule: messenger RNA, 2572 nt
Organism: Calypte anna (Anna's hummingbird)
Lineage: Eukaryota; Metazoa; Chordata; Aves; Apodiformes; Trochilidae
Gene: NICOL1
Product: chromosome 4B C4orf48 homolog
Exons: 4
Coding region: 235-522 (95 amino acids)
Source: RefSeq, a predicted model, not a curated record